Molecule: messenger RNA, 5082 nt
Organism: Ornithodoros turicata
Lineage: Eukaryota; Metazoa; Arthropoda; Arachnida; Ixodida; Argasidae
Product: SAM and SH3 domain-containing protein 1-like
Exons: 20
Coding region: 92-3538 (1148 amino acids)
Molecular function (GO): protein binding
Source: RefSeq, a predicted model, not a curated record
GAGUGAGUGAGCAACCGAUGGCGGCAAUGGAAGCGAGAAAGCACUUUCCGCGUUGACUCUUGUGUGUGCGCUUGACAUUUCAAAGCAUGCUAUGAGUGAGCACAGCAUCGUGUCCGACUGGCUGCGAGCCCUUGGGCUUCCGCAGUACGCCGAGAGCUUCGUGGAUAAUGGCUACGACGACUUGGAGAUUUGCAAACAGAUCGGAGACGCCGACUUGGAUGCUAUUGGCGUCUCCGACCCCAAACACCGCGAGCGUGUGUUGCAGGCUGUGCGUGUGCUGCUCGAGCAAGGUGGAACGGCCGUGUACUUCACGCUCGAGGAGGCCGCCAGGCAUUCUCGAGCAGUGGACGAAGACCUGCAGCCUGGCCCACACAAUACCUUGCGAUACUUCACCGACGAGUACGAAGAGGGGAAAGCCGAGCUCGUCUGUUUUCCAAAGAUGCAACUCAAGCUGCUCAUUCGGGAUAAGAUGGGACGCGAUGGGAUACGGCUCAGCAGCAUGCCCUACACUAAUCCGGACGGCAGCCGAGGCAACUUGCAGCCAUUGGCCGUAAAAUACGCAGUGGAGCUCCGCACUCAUUACCAGGACGUCCUUGACAGGCUGGAAGAACUGCGCAGGCGGAGGGUGGCCAUAGAUUUUCCUCCACUCCCGGACGAGACAGACGGUAUAAAAGCACCGCAGUACUACAGGCCGGGGAAGUACAUGCCGUCAAGUUGUCUCCAGGAGCCUGAAGACCCCGAGCCCACGUACGGCGUGUACGGAGUGAUGUCGCAGCAUGCUCCGGCAUCUUCCCCCCAGAGGUACUCCAGGUCCAAAAUAUUCUGCGAGCCAUGUUCCUUCAACAUGACGGAGUGUGGCACCGAAGGUGGUCGGGGUAAGAAGGGUGGCUUCAGCCGGCUAUUCAGGACACUAGGUAGCAAGAAAGACAAGAGCUCACCUCGACACAUGGCUAGGCUCCGGGCUGGAGGAGCAGCCAAGGCAUCCGAUGCCCCGCCGACGACAGGAGCGUGCCUUCCACCUCUGCAGCCCGGAGAUGUGCUUUUGGGUGACGAGCACUGUGUCCAGCUCAUGUUGGCAGUCAGGGACGGACAGCUUACCAUGGAACAAGCUGUGCAGAGGCUACGGCAGAGAGACACGCUACGGUUGCGCAACCACAAGAACAGGGACGAGAUGCUCAAUGAGUUCGCCAGGAGUCUCCUAUGGACCCAGAAUGCCACCAAGAAGACUCAGGCCAACUCUAUUUUUUACACUGAUUCAUGCGGCGGAAUGCACGAGCCUCCCAUCUACUAUGAGCCGCCGGACGCGUCGCCGGACUGCGGCGGAGGCAUAGCCCACUCGCGCCGCAUUUGCGGCGGCGUUCCGGCGCCCACGUGUUCAACGACGCUGCCGAGGAGCGUCGUCCUGGCCUCCCCUUUCAAGCCACCGGUAUCCAGUUCCUCGACUACAACGUACUCAAAGAGCAGCGGGACGUCAGAGGUGUGUGACGGCAACUGCGGCAACAUAAUGUGCAGCGUCCGCGCUGCAGCCGAAAGUUCGCCGUCUCCUCCGGCAGAGGGCAUCACCGUACUCGGGGGAGCAGACGAGGAAAUCGAAACCGAAACUGGUUGCUGUGAUACGGUGCCCGAAGAGGAAGUUGCGUUGCGUACUGUGCCGGACGUUGCGCACGAGAGCGAACUGAAGCGCGCCGCUGCCGCCGCCGGUUCGGAAGGCGCUCGCGAGGGAUCAUCAGCGACGCGGCAAGCGCCGAGUCGCGGUACCAGUGCAAGCAGAGCUAGCGGAGGCAGCGGAGGAAUGCUCGGCCGGCUCCGCAACAUCACGAGUCGAAGCAGCUACACCAGCGAAGAAGGUCAGUCGCAGUCUUCGGACUAUGAGGACCAAGAGGAAGUUGACAAGAUGUCUGAAUCACAGAAGAGCCAAGAACAGCACAGGAAUUCCCUUGUUGGUCGUGUGAGGCAUAUCCACCAAGAUGUUAAGAAGAAGAUAUCAAAGUUCCGAAACAGCCGCAACUCCAUAGAUGGAAGUAUUACCGACGAUAAAGAUGCAGCAGAAGACUGUCUUCAGCCAGGGAGUUCUAUAGAGAGCAUUCCAAGCGGGUCGGCUGGAUCAAGGUCAAGUCUUCAAGCAAACACCCCAUCAAGUAGCAAUCGGAGUUCUAUCGGAGAAGAAGACUGCACGCAGUGCGUUGGUCCCAUCGUGGGUCGAGCUAGGGCGUUGGUUGACAACACACCUUCCCCAUACGACAAGGAUGCCCUGCCUUUCAAGAAAGGUGACAUCAUCGACAUAUUGUCGAAGAACACAACGGGAACGUGGGUCGGUGUGGCGCACAAGAAGGUAGGACACUUCAAGUUCAUCACCGUGGAGGAGAUUCCGGACGAGACCAAGCCCAGGCAGCGGAAGUUUCCGAGCGUGCCAAAGCUGGAUCGUCGCCCCGACAACUUGGAGGAGAUGUUGCAAAUGUUCGGGCUACAGGAUUACCUCAAUGUCUUAAUGCUCCACGGGUACCAGGACCUAGAUAUCUUCAAGGAAGUUGUCAAAGACGACUUGGACAGCCUAGGAAUUACAAACCAUGAACACCAGCUUCUCAUCUUUCAACUUGCUGAAAUGUUACUCGAGUAUGACGGUGAAACCUUAGGCGAAUACACAGAAGUUCCAUCUAGUCCAACCCCACCUCAAGAACAACCAGCAGCAGACUCAACUCAGGCUCCCAUCAACAACCUGGACGGCGGCACAGAAGCGGAUGACCCCGACAUCCAACAGAGCGUCGACUCGACGGUGAACGGCGUGCUUGGCUACGAACUCAACAUCACAGUGGCCGAAGGGGAAGCCGUCAACGAGGGCGGCCACAAUGGCCAAGAGCGGCGUCCAAUCCCCAGAACGUUUCACCAGGACUUCAGUACGGCUUCCAGGGAAGAGGAAGAUACUGCAGGAGAACAGGGCCUGGACGAACGGUUAUCGGAGUCUCCUGCAAGGAUACCACUGAGCUACGCGAGGAAAGUGAAGUCAUCCACCCUCACCAGGCAAGACGACGCGGGUGGGCGAAAGGUGACGCGACCACCGUCGAUGCCACUCCGUGCGUGCAUUGAGCACAAGUUGGCGGCCGAAGGGAUCGACCUGUGCCGAGAACCGUAUACAGACCUGACUGGGUUCUGCGGCAUCCCCCCAGCACUGGUCCAACGCUACUCAGAAGAGCUGCAGAGGGACGUUGCAGAGAUAGCUAAUGCACUCGACCAAGUCAGGAUCACUGAGCUCGGCGAGCGAGGAAGACAUGGCAUCCCGAACGACUUCCUAGCAGACUCGUGCCUGGGCCCCAUAGCAGACGCCGACUACUCCAGUCUCCACAGCUGGCUCGUCUCUCUCGGCCUGCCCAUGUACGAGCCCCUCUUCGCGGAGUCACACAUCACGGACAUUGCCCGUGUUGCCGAGCUGCGCGAGGCCGAUUUCCGUGCGAUGGGCAUCGGCAAUGCACGCCACGUUCGGCUCCUUUCUUCGGCCGUUGGCGCCAUGCACCUGGAGCAGAGCCACGUCACCUUUCGGUGACAAUUUCUGAAAACUGUUCACUCCGUGUGCGAUCGCAUCGUUCGCACAUAUGCUGAGUCAUUCAAGAGCAAUACCCAGCUCACCUGAAAGCAGUUGUGGGUUGGGGUGCCAUCCAUAAACGAUGCGAAAGUCCCCGGGAAGUCCCCCGUCUGUUUGCACGAGCAACGUUGCCCAGAAUAAUCUAGCGGAGGAUACGAAACACAUUGGAGCUUUCCGCUGACAUGCAAGCACUAGUGCUCAACGUGUCUCUGCGCUGCCAACCCUGGUGAAUAUCCUGCGGCACAGCCGCAAGAUAUUUCCGUAGCAGGCAGGAAAAGACUCAGACCGUGUCGUCUGCUAUGUACGGAGAAGGCCGUUCCAGAGCUUCUGGCACGGUGCAAAUACUCCACGUAACAGGCCAUGGAACUUUCGCCUCAUAGGCAGAUCAUUGCUUUUUCUUCUGCUAGAAUAUUCUGUGGAGAUAUUGCUUGUUCAAUAUAUGGUAUCCUACAGCUGGGGGGUCUACCCUAGCCUUUGUUAUUAGUCAACAAAAGGUUGUUUAUGAAAACAGCAGUUUUUCUUUGUAAGGCACUUCUUCUUUGAACGUGCACACAUAUUUAGCUUUUUCAACGUGUAGCCUUCCUGCAAUGCGCUAGGCCGAUGCCAAACGACCGACUAUUUGGUUUCCAAGCAAAGGAAGCAUCAAAAUAGGAGCCGGGAAAGGUUGUGGGUAAUCAGAGAUGUAUUUUACUUGAACGAGAAUUCUCGGACAUCGUCUAUGGAUGGCCCCCGUCUCAUAGCCUCGUGGGUGAGCUGCCUUCUCCCGUGUAACAUGUUACCCGUAGGAAUCCAUAUUUAAAUAGAAAGGUGGUCUUCCCGCAUCUGAUUGCUUUUACGAGCAUUUUACUCAGCUGUGAUCCCUUUCUUUUUGUCUGCUGCACACCGCCAAUGGAGAUCACCUUCCACAACGACUCAACCACAGACUGUCAGCACAUAAAACCGUAUCUGAGUAAAGCUAUAAGAAUUUGUGUUAUUAGUCAUCACUCCACAUGACUGAAAAUUAGUAAACAAAUAUAUAUAUAUAUUCGUUCUAUACCAGACUGCCCCCCCCCCCCCCUUUAUUGUUUGAUGCAGCAACGGAUUACAGAUUUGCUUUUCUUUCAUUUCUCCAUCAUUUUUUAAGCUCCACUAUUUUGUUUCUCACGCAAGUUUGCAUUGCAACGUCUCUGGAAGGUUGCACUGUGCAUUUGUCGCUCAACUGAUCCACCUUUCCGCACGGACAAGGACAGUUUUCGGUUAUCAGAACGCGGCCCCCCCUCCCAACUGCACAGUUUCUAGUCAGUCCGCUAAGAAUUGUACAGCAGUGACGAAUGGACGGCACCACUCAUAGCAGACGUGCCACUUGACAGCAGAUAUUCAAACCUCCCCUGCAAGAAGUUUGUACAUAUGCCAUGUAAAGAGAGCUCUGUCCUACAUCUCUUAUGUAUCCACUGCAUUCAGAACUUCUAGUGUGGAAGAUAUUGCUGUACAGUAACGAUGUGAAUAAAAAAGGAUGCUGUUUUUUA